AUGCAAUUUGAAUCACAAAAUAUUUGCAUUGUCAAAGAAUUGCAAGCUAAAAUUUAAAAACAUCCCAGCAAGGCUGAUAGUCUAAUAAAUAAUAUAAUUAUCUCAAACAAUAACUAAUUUGUCUGCUGUAUAUUUCUUUAUGAAAAAUACAAGGAAUAUUACAAUGCUACAGUAAUAGAUUUAAAAACCAAUCAGAUUGUCUUUGAGCAUGAUGACGAUGCAGAUACAUUUUCCAUUUAAUUCACUCCUGAUUCUAAAUUUAUUUUUUUUUUGGGCGAAUAGGAUUAUAUCAUUUUUGAUAUCUAAACUAAUUAGCAAUACAAAUUAAAGUUUAUCACUUUUGAAGCCUAUAAACAACUGAAAUUAUCCUUUACAGAAGAUUCCAACUACAAAUUAAUGUAAACAAAUGGUACAUUGGAAACAUCACAUAUUCUUGGGGAUCAAAGCGAAGUAUAUUAGGUCAACUCUGAAACCUUUGAUUGGAGAUUUGUUUAGAAUAAGGACGCUUAUCUCUCAACACUGCAAAUGAUAAGAUAAUAAAAGUUAAUUUGCUUAAAAGUAUUCAGAAAGAAAAAUACUAAAUUGAAGGUUGUUAAAUAAUUCUUAUUAUCAUUUGAACCAAAAUACUUUUAAAAAAUAAAGGCCAAAAUAUGGAAUGUCAAUAAUUUGGUCGUAGUAUAACAUCAUUUUGGAGUCAGAGUUUAUAAUCUACACAAGAACAAAUUAAUCAGAAAUCUUAAAUAUUAAACUAAGGCUAAACCAAUCCGUACAUUUUAGCAUCUUGAAAAGAACAAAGGCUAUGUUAUAUUUUCUUAUGAUAUUUUUGUCGCUGAAAGCCUCUCAAUAGCAUUUAUGUAAUUCUUACCAACUGUUGAAUAUCAAAGCCCAAAUCCGUUUAAGAAAAUAUAUUUGUUUCUGGGUUAGAAUUCGGCUUUAAUAUCAUAAGACAUUGAAUCAGACACAUGGCAACAAAUAACUUUUGGAUCUGAAGAAUAGGAGUGA
Molecule: messenger RNA, 1002 nt
Organism: Paramecium octaurelia
Lineage: Eukaryota; Ciliophora; Oligohymenophorea; Peniculida; Parameciidae
Source: the annotation of a GenBank genome assembly